This is a messenger RNA of Symbiodinium sp. CCMP2456, 3567 nucleotides long. The record is from the annotation of a GenBank genome assembly. Lineage: Eukaryota; Dinophyceae; Suessiales; Symbiodiniaceae.
AUGGUGCAGAACCCCUCGAGCCAGAGCUCGCAGGAGGAGCAGCUUCAGUGGAUGGUGAGGACCCGGGACAGCAGCGACCUAGUCGUGGAGGAAAGUUCAGGAGGUGCCGCCUGGCUGGAUGCCUCUGCCAGCGACAGUCCUGGUAAGAUGUGGGGCCUUUCCACGUCUGCGCUGGAUGCUCCGACUCUCCGAUGGGGAGAGCUGCUGCCUUUCUACAUCACGCUGAAUACGGCUUAUGUUACGGUUCUUCCCAUUCAGGUGCCGUUUGACUUGUCCACGCCGAUGCGGUUUACCGCUCCGCUUGGCUGGAUCUGGGAACCUGCCGUGGUGGCGAGCGGCUUCUGGCAGGACGCUGCCUUUGGCUCCACAGCAGCUUUGCCUGGGAACGCAGUGCCUACGGUCUCCGACGACAUUUUCCUUUCAUGGACAACGCCUAUGGCCUUCGUGAGUGGCGAGAUUUACGGCUUUCGAGUCCCUGUCCGAGUGCCCAGAUGGCCUUCAACAGGAGCUGAUUUCCUCCUUGAGCUCGGCAACUGGAGUGGGACUGCUGAUGCCGGGCAGCGGCCGCUGGCAGUUUUGCUCCCGGGACCUUCGCUAAGCGCAGUGCGAGGGGCAUGGGUUGACUAUGUCACAGGACGAGUUGGAGAACAACAUGGAGUGCGGGUACAGCUCACAACGACGACGCCAAUUUUUGCCGGAGGCGGUUUCAUCUUCGAGGGCGGUGUUGCGACGAGGCGGUUGCGUUGCAGCUGCCCUGGCACAACAGAUGGCUACACCUGCGCCGUGCAGAGCCUGUUCUCGGGCGAAAUCCUGCUUAGAAUUGUGUCCACGAGGGCGCUCCUCGCUGGGACCUACUCCUUCCCCUUCCUCUGCACGAACCCACCCAACGCUGUACCUGCAGGCUCUUGGAGGUUCGCCACGUAUCAAGACCCGGAAAACUAUCCGGAUGCCACUGAGGUGGACACUCCAUCCACAGUGCCAGGAUUUGCCGUUCAGGAGGCCUUGCAGCAUUUCGAGCGGCUUCCAGCCGCGAUCACUUGGUCCUUCGAUCCACGUCCCCUCAGGGACAGCUCUACCAUCCUGGCCUUUACUCUACCCGGGAACGGUGUGCUUCCCAGUAGUGCGCGGCUGCGCGGCCCGGAGGCCCGGCUUGCCGUGCAGAAAUCCCGUGCCAGCCCCCGCAAAUUUCCUGUUCGUGCAGGAGUAGUUGGGAAGGCCUGGCAAUGGGCAGGGGAUGAAGCUGACAUUCGGCUUUCACUGGGAUUUACAGGUUCGCCCGUGUCGAGGAGCACGCUUUGGGACUGGAACAAAAUAUGUGCUUACCAUACCAACAGAGUUGUGCGAAUCCAGGAUGCAAAUCUUGGGUACCUCUAUUGGGGCAUAGUCACCUUAGUUGUUCUGUACAUUCAAAUCGUUGUUUUUCACAUCGAGGGCAGACACACCUUCCAGGAACCGGGCUAUGGUGCCGUCAUCACUAAGUUUGAAGCCAAGAGCUUCAAUCAAGAUGGCAAGGCUUUUGAUGAAGUCGACCUGCGACAUCCAGUCAUUGAGCCUUCGGGCGCCUUCAUCAUGACCCGCAGAAUUACGAUGAAGGGGCAAGCGAUGGGCACCUGCAUCGACUCGGACAGCCCGCAGAAGUGUCCGUGUGGAGACCAUGCCACUUGUGGCGGCGACGGCUACUGCCAGGUGAAAACCUGGUGCCCCAGCUUGGGAGAUCACAACGUGGCGAACCCUCCUCCAGGGGCUGUUGUCGAGGACAUUUUCGGUCUGGAGGAAGCGUUGCUGAUGAUCGUGGCCGGCAUCGGCUUCCCCAGCAUAGGUGCCAAGUUUCACGUGGCUGGCUCUUCCCCAGACUCCAGCGACCUUCACAAGCGCAUCACGCUCCUCCAACUUCUCGAGCUUGCAGACCCGCCGCUGAAGUUGGAGGAUGUUUCCAAGUCUGGGUGCGUCAUUGCAGUGAACUUCUUCUGGAGCUGCGAUUUCAGCUGGAGCAACAGCUGCGAGCCUAAGAUGAGCGUCAAGCGCGUCGAUGAUGGCACUGGCUUCGUCCAGAAGCGCAGCAAGAAGCAGACUGUGAACGGUGUCGAGACAAGGGAUGCCCAAUACAUGUACGGCUUGCGCCUUAUCGUGGACUCGUCUGGGAUUGGUCGCCAGAUCAGCCUGGUCCCUAUCGUCAUCCAGCUGGGUUCCUGCCUGGCCCUGGUGCAGAUCGCGUCAAUGGCAGCAGAUUUCCUCAUGGUGCGGAUGUACGACAAGGAUCGCUGCGAGGCCUACUACCGCUGCAAGGUGGUGGAGACCAAGGAUUACUCAGAGAUGCAGGAGCCGGGCAGCUCUCAAGGGGUCCAGGGAUCAGGAGCGGCUGCAUCUGGUUGGCGACCAGCGCAGUCGCGUGCGCCUGCCAUUGCCAUCGUGCGUGAUGCCCCUGUUGUGCUUCCUGCGUUUCAUGUCAGGCAGGCAUCAUCAGAAGUGGUGGUGCAGGAGCUGGCGUGUCGCUGGGUCUCGGUGCAGGUGGACGAGGCAGCAUGUCCACAGUUCGCGGGCGAAAUGUGCCACGAGGAUGAAUGCCAGCGAUCUAGGCGGCAGAUGAGCGCCAAGGCGCCGCUCCCCCGGAACCAGACAUACGCCUUGCGGGUGGAGGCCACGAACCCCUUGGUCAGUCCAGACUUCAACGUCUGGACGCUGGAGGUCGACGGCCUUUCGUCUGCUCAGGUGGCAGCCAGCCCUGUGCAGACAUUCAGCGAUGUACAAGUUGUUUUGGCUUCUCCUUCCACUCGUUUGGGGGGAACCGUCGGAAGCACUUUGAGCAACGGUAUUCGCAUCAUUUUCCGACCUUCCGUAACGGCUGAGUCAUUUCGAAUUACGGCACCGAUGCCGUACAACUUCGGGUUCAGCAUGCAGUGUGGUGGGAUACGCUUCAUAGGGCAAGACCCGGCAAGAUCGGACCCGACCUUCACCCAAGCUCUGUCACGAUGCGCAGCGUCCAGCAAUACGCUGGAGAUCACUUUCCAGGUGCCCGAUGGCAUGCUCGCUGGAGCUCUGUACACAGUGGAAGCCGAUGUCCUGACACCACAGCAGCUUCCUUCCACACCAAUGCAGUUCCAGCUUUCGUCCACACUGAUUGGUGGAGGAGUCGGCGAUGAUGUUUUUGUUGAUGAGCCAAGCCUCGCGAGAGGGUUGCUGUAUUUUGAGGUUAUCUCCGUGAGCACGGAGCCACCGAGGUCCGGACUGACAGCAGAGGUCCAGAUCAAGGUCUCGUUCAGCACGCUGGCCCGGGCCGGCGAUCUCAUAAGGCUCAUACUGCCUCCCCGGUUCCUUUUCGCCAUCAACGAAACCAGUAGCUGCCCGGUCACAGUGACAAGCCCGACGGUUGCGCCGAGUCCACAGUGCUCCUGCCAAGGUGUCCUAUCCUGCAUGGUCACCCUCCAGGUUCUGGAAGCCACAACCACGCAAAUUCCGCCAAAUGCAACGCUGGUCUCCAACACAAGCACGACGACAACCACCACGUGGGCACCGACCUCAACGCGAAACGAGUUGUGUAAGUUGUGUAUUUGCACUGGUGUCGCCUGA